UUCCUUUAUACUCCCGAGUAGUCUCGCUUCUCUCUUCUCUGUACCUCCUCUUAUCUUGUAGACCCCCAUCAGAGAGCACCAGAGCGAGAGCCAGAGCGAGCGACAAUGGCUGGUGCUAUUACCGGAUCAAGAGUCAGCCUGGGGCUGUCGUGCUCUACGACUAGGCUUUCUCGGAGGCCGAUAGACUCUUCUUCCCGAUCGACUCGUCGCUAUUGCGUGAAAAUGGCCGUCUCGCUCGACGAGAAGAAGAAGAAUUUCACUCUUCAAAAAUCCGAAGAAGCUUUCAAUGCCGCCAAGAAUUUGAUGCCUGGAGGUGUAAAUUCCCCUGUCCGUGCAUUUAAAUCGGUUGGUGGACAACCUAUUCUGAUAGACUCCGUCAAGGGCUCUCAUAUGUGGGACAUAGAUGGCAACGAGUACAUUGACUAUGUGGGUUCUUGGGGACCUGCUAUAAUUGGCCAUGCAGAUGACGAGGUACUUGCUGCCCUGGCUGAAACAAUGAAGAAAGGAACCAGUUUUGGUGCUCCUUGCCUGCUAGAAAAUAUUUUGGCUGAGAUGGUCAUCUCAGCUGUUCCAAGCAUCGAAAUGGUCCGAUUUGUUAAUUCAGGCACGGAAGCAUGCAUGGGUGUGCUCCGCCUGGCCCGUGCUUUCACCGGAAAAGAGAAGAUUAUAAAGUUUGAAGGCUGUUACCAUGGCCAUGCUGAUCCAUUCCUUGUCAAGGCAGGAAGUGGGGUUGCCACCUUAGGGCUUCCUGACUUGCCUGGUGUCCCAAAAGCAGCCACAUUUGAAACUCUAACCGCCCCUUUCAAUGACAUAUCAGCUGUGGAAAAACUCUUUCAGACCAACAAAGAAGAGAUUUGUGCAAUCAUCCUUGAACCUGUUGUUGGGAACUCUGGUUUCAUUGCUCCUAAACCUGCUUUCCUUGAUGCUAUACGCAAAAUCACGAAAGAAAAUGGUGCUCUUCUCAUCUUUGACGAAGUUAUGACUGGGUUCCGUCUGUCUUAUGGUGGAGCUCAGGAAUAUUUUGGUAUUACUCCUGAUUUGACAACUCUCGGGAAGAUCAUUGGUGGUGGUCUGCCGGUUGGUGCAUAUGGAGGAAGAAGGGAGAUUAUGGAGAUGGUAGCACCUGCAGGACCGAUGUACCAGGCUGGGACCCUGAGCGGAAACCCAUUGGCAAUGACAGCUGGCAUACACACUCUUAAGCGGUUACAGCAGCCAGGAAGUUACAAACACUUGGAUAAGAUCACUGGCGAAUUGGUUCAAGGUAUACUUGAUGCUGGAAAAAAAACUGGCCAUGCUAUAUGUGGUGGGUAUAUAAGUGGGAUGUUUGGGUUUUUCUUCACAGAAGGGCCUGUUUACAACUAUGAGGAUGCGAAGAAGAGUGAUACGGCCAAGUUUGCAAGGUUUUUUAGGGGAAUGCUGGAGGAAGGAGUAUACUUUGCUCCUUCACAGUUUGAGGCUGGGUUUACAAGCCUGGCACAUACUUCCGAAGAUAUCCAAAAAACAAUAGCAGCUGCUGAGAAGGUUUUACGGCAGAUUUAAUUUGUGUGAUCCUGGAUCUAUAGUCUUUGAGUUCUUCUCUCCUUGGUUUUUUUGUUUUUGUAGUGGUCGUCUCUGUAGCAUAGUUGGUGUUUUAUUGGUGGAUGGAUAGAGGAUCGUUUUCAGACGAUUACCUCUGUGAGAAGUUGAGAACUUGCACGUCUUACUUCCUGUAAACCUUUUGUACUUUGUAACUGUUUUGAGUGUAUUGCAGGUAAAAGCUUGUUUCCCAA
This is a messenger RNA of Juglans microcarpa x Juglans regia, 1769 nucleotides long. Its product is annotated as glutamate-1-semialdehyde 2,1-aminomutase 2, chloroplastic. Bases 106 to 1539 code for a protein of 477 amino acids. Lineage: Eukaryota; Viridiplantae; Streptophyta; Magnoliopsida; Fagales; Juglandaceae. Gene Ontology annotation, molecular function: transaminase activity; pyridoxal phosphate binding; glutamate-1-semialdehyde 2,1-aminomutase activity. The transcript is spliced from 3 exons. Gene Ontology annotation, cellular component: chloroplast. Gene Ontology annotation, biological process: tetrapyrrole biosynthetic process. The record is from RefSeq and is a predicted model, not a curated record.